GGCGCGUUUUCUCAUUUGCUGGGUCUCAAGAGUAGCAUUCUCAGUGAAAGGAACAGUCGAACAGCUUGCAGCCUGGUGGCCAGGGCUCAGAGGUCUCUCUUCCUGUUACGUGCUCUCCCCAAGUCAGGCCUAGAAAGACCGUGGGACAGGGACACACUCCCAGCUCUGUGUUGAUGGGACAGCGCCGAAGGGUGCCUGGAGUAUGCACUGGCAGGUAGCAGGGUCACCUGCCCCAGAUUUGAGGUGGGAGGAGGUCAGGAAAGGCUUUCGCUGAGUGAGAGUAUAAAUGAGCUCUGAAGGACAGGAGCUGGCUGGGCAAAUGGGAGAGAGUGUGCUUCAGGCUCCAAGUGAGACAGGGUGGCGUGUUUUAAUUCCAGAAAUGAAAAACUGAAGUGUGUGUUGGGAGAGUUGGAAGGGAAAGAGGUCAGGAGGGAGGACCAGGGAGGGACAGGUUGUUCUGGCCUUUAUAAGUUUAUCACAAGAGCAUCAGGGAACAAUUGAGGGGGUUAAUUAGGAGAGUAGCUGGAUGGGAUUUGCACUUUAAAAAGAGCCUUCUAACCAAAUUGUGGAGGCUGACUAAGGGGGAGGCCAGAGGCCAGGAAGCAGUUUUAGAGCCGUAGGCAGUAUCUCAGGUGGAUCAUGGUGAUGAGGAUGGGGAGCCUGCUGGGUACACUAUAGGGAGAUUUGUCUAUGAGGUGGAAUCAUGAGGACUUGAUGAUUGGUUGGCAGUGAGGGGGAUGCUCAGGUUUUGUCCUGAUUGGAGAUACCAGAAGAGAGGCUGCUUUAACCCAGGAUAUUCAUACAGCCCAUAGGCACUGAAGGUGUCCGUGAGCCAUGUGCCAGGCCUUGGUGUCUGCGGUUCAGUGGUGUAAACAGACAUGGCCCACCCUGGGGAGCCCUUGCAUACAUUGGGCUCAUGAUUAGUUAAUGGGUGGUGAGUGUUCCCAAAGGAGUUAGCCUCAUCUCAGGGGUCCAGAAAGGCCUCUCUGAGGAAAUGACAUGCCUGUUACAUAAUGGCUCUUAAAUUAUGCUGGGAAAGUCAAACAGCCAGAGACCUGAAGGGUGAGGUCUUAGCUAGUGAAGAGAACAGAAAGAGCUGUAAGCAAGGAAAGACAGCUGCAGAGACUGAAGUUUUUCAAGGAUCUGGAAGAAGGCCUGUGGUGGCUGAGGGUGAGAAAGCUGGACAAAGAAUGGGCAAAGCUGUCGCUCAGUGCCCCAAGUGUCUGUGGCCAGCCCUAAUGGAAGACCCACAGAGGGCUGGAUGUACAGGUCUAACACGUGGAGCAGAGAUCUGGGCCAGACACAGGCCUAUGAGUUGGCAGCCUGUGGAAGAUCCACAGACCAGCAUGGCUGCCACUGCUGCUGUGAGUCCCAGUGACUACCUGCAGCCUGCUGCCUCCACCACCCAGGACUCCCAGCCAUCUCCCUUAGCCCUGCUUGCUGCAACAUGUAGCAAAAUUGGCCCUCCAGCAGUUGAAGCUGCUGUGACACCUCCUGCUCCCCCACAGCCCACACCGCGGAAGCUUGUCCCUAUCAAACCUGCCCCUCUCCCUCUCAGCCCCGGCAAGAAUAGCUUUGGAAUCUUGUCCUCCAAAGGAAAUAUACUUCAGAUUCAGGGGUCACAACUGAGCACCUCCUAUCCUGGAGGGCAGCUGGUGUUCGCUAUCCAGAAUCCCACCAUGAUCAACAAAGGGACCCGAUCAAAUGCCAAUAUCCAGUACCAGGCGGUCCCUCAGAUUCAGGCAAGCAAUUCCCAAACCAUCCAAGUACAGCCCAAUCUCACCAACCAGAUCCAGAUCAUCCCUGGCACCAACCAAGCCAUCAUCACCCCCUCACCGUCCAGUCACAAGCCUGUCCCCAUCAAGCCAGCCCCCAUCCAGAAGUCGAGUACGACCACCACCCCCGUGCAGAGCGGGGCCAAUGUGGUGAAGUUGACAGGUGGGGGCGGCAAUGUGACACUCACUCUGCCCGUCAACAACCUCGUGAACGCCAGUGACACCGGGGCCCCUACUCAGCUCCUCACUGAAAGCCCCCCAACCCCGCUGUCUAAGACUAACAAGAAAGCAAGGAAGAAGAGCCUUCCUGCCUCCCAGCCCCCUGUGGCUGUGGCUGAGCAGGUGGAGACGGUGCUGAUCGAGACCACCGCGGACAACAUCAUCCAGGCAGGAAAUAACCUGCUCAUUGUUCAGAGCCCUGGUGGGGGCCAGCCAGCUGUGGUCCAGCAGGUCCAGGUGGUGCCCCCCAAGGCCGAGCAGCAGCAGGUGGUGCAGAUCCCCCAGCAGGCUCUGCGGGUGGUGCAGGCGGCAUCUGCCACCCUCCCCACUGUCCCCCAGAAGCCCUCCCAGAACUUUCAGAUCCAGGCAGCUGAGCCGACACCUACUCAGGUCUACAUCCGCACGCCUUCUGGUGAGGUGCAGACAGUCCUUGUCCAGGACAGCCCCCCAGCAACAGCUGCAGCCACCUCUAACACCACCUGUAGCAGCCCUGCAUCCCGUGCUCCCCAUCUGAGUGGGACCAGCAAAAAGCACUCAGCUGCAAUUCUCCGAAAAGAGCGUCCCCUGCCAAAGAUUGCCCCAGCCGGGAGCAUCAUCAGCCUGAAUGCAGCCCAGUUGGCGGCAGCUGCCCAGGCAAUGCAGACCAUCAACAUCAAUGGUGUCCAGGUCCAGGGCGUGCCUGUCACCAUCACCAACACAGGCGGGCAGCAGCAGCUGACAGUGCAGAAUGUUUCUGGGAACAACCUGACCAUCAGUGGGCUGAGCCCCACCCAGAUCCAGCUGCAAAUGGAACAAGCCCUGGCCGGAGAGACCCAGCCCGGGGAGAAGCGGCGCCGCAUGGCCUGCACGUGUCCCAACUGCAAGGAUGGGGAGAAGAGGUCUGGAGAGCAGGGCAAGAAGAAGCACGUGUGCCACAUCCCCGACUGUGGCAAGACGUUCCGUAAGACGUCCUUGCUGCGUGCCCAUGUGCGCCUGCACACUGGCGAGCGGCCCUUUGUCUGCAACUGGUUCUUCUGUGGGAAGAGGUUCACACGGAGUGACGAGCUCCAACGGCAUGCUCGCACCCACACAGGGGACAAACGCUUUGAGUGCGCCCAGUGUCAGAAGCGCUUCAUGAGGAGUGACCACCUCACCAAGCAUUACAAGACCCACCUGGUCACGAAGAACUUUUGCCUGAGGCAAAAUCUUCAACUUGGCAGUUCGGCUUCCUUUGUCUUUUCCCUUGGAGAGCUCGGAGAGGGGACUCCAGAGGAGGGAGCUGUGGUCUCUCAGAGCGAUCCACACUGGGACCAAGAGCUAAUAGGAACUCAGGGGUUGCGAUGUUGUGCAGAUUAAGAUUGGAGCUAGCUCAGUACAUGUGUUUAAGCCCCACAGGGCCCUGAAGAGCAUCCGGCCUGAAGAGACAGGCAAGUCCGCCUCAAGCAUGUAGAGGACAGCAUGUGCUUUCACUCACCCUCGAAAGGACACAGCUGGGAUUGCUGUUCUGUUCAGGAGUGGCGAGGCUCGUUUUGAGCUAUCCAUUCCCCUGCUCUGUUCCCUUUGUCACCAGCCACCUGUGUCUGCCAGCAAACAGCUUUUCCUUAGAGCCAGUCAACCCUCAAAUGGCUGAAAAAGUAAAAAGCCCACAGAUCUCAGAUGGAUCCAGGUUCUCUGCCCUUCCCCUCUUCUUUGUUAACAAGCAGGGGCCUUUCCUAUCCCUACGGAAGUCGUUUGGGCAAUACUAGACCACCAGCUGAAUCUACCUUGACACAGAAGCCUCUUCCUCAGCCCCUCAGCUCUGCAUCUCAUCACCGCACUGGCAGCAGGUGGAAGACAUGAGGUGUAUUUAUUCCUCAUGCGUGGACUGCAUGACUAGAAAACUGCCUUGCUGCAUUCUGAAUAAGGGGAUUGGUGGAGAGAUGGGGAAUAUUAACAAAGUGACCUCUUUUUGCCACAUGUUUCCCUUGGCUUUGCUCUCAGGCACAAAGAAUGAUCCUUUCCUGGGAGCUGAUUUCAAGCCAUGUGCUUUAUGCUUCCAGUACAGAAACUGACCUGACUCCCCAGCAUCAUUUGGAAAUGAAGGUGCCAGCCCCAAGUUGGGCAGGACGAGCAUUUCCCGUGUAGGAUUUCCCUUCUCCAGUGAGAUGGGGGUUCAAAAGUUAUGUCUGAUCAUCUCUGCCUCCCUUGGGAUGGCUGAGAGCGAGAGAGUGUAUUCUGCCUAGCUGAGUGAUGGCACAAGGAAAGCACAGAAAGACUUGUGGGCAAAUUAACCCUCCUCUGGCUUUAACCUAUCCAUUAUUUGAGAGUUGCAGGGGAACUGUUGAAGGUGUGAUGCAGUCUAAGCUCACCCUAGGCAAGAGGCUCCCACAGACACCUGAUCCUGAUGGGCCCUUGAUGAAAAUCUGGGUGCAGCUCAAGGGUAGGGGCCCCACAUGUGUAGUUCCUCCUCUGUCCUCUACUGUCCCCAGCGUCAUGUGCACCAAAGCCCAUCCCUCAUGCCCUUCCUCUCUGUCCAGCUGACACUUGGCAUUGUGCCCAUUAUCCCAGAGCCUAGGAUUCCAUGCCUGGAAGAAAGGGGGACUGGGCAGGACUUCCCUCCCAAAGGCAAAUCCAGGCAUUAUAUGUACUUUUUUUUUUUUCUUUAACAAAACCAGCAAAUGGGUCUUCCUUGCCCUUCCUUCAAACCACCCAGUCCAUUUUUACAAUCAUCUUUCUGGCCGGGCACAGUGGCUCAUGCCUGUAAUCCCAGCACUUUGGGAGGCCGAGGCGGGUGAAUCACUUGAGGUCAGGAGUUCAAAACCAGCCUGGCCAACAUAGUGAAACCCUGUCUCUACUAAGAAAUAUAAUAAUUAGCCGGGCGUGGUGGCGCAUGCCUGUAGUCCCAGCUACUCGGGAGGCUGAGGCAGGCAGGAGAAUUGCUUGAACCCAGUAGGCAGAGGUUGCAGUGAGCCGAGAUCAUGCCACUGCACUCCAGCCUGGGUGACAGAGCAAGACUCUGUCUCAAAAAAAAGAAAAAAAAUCAUCUUUCCAGUGCCCUUGUGAGGCCCCAGGCUUGUUUGAUGACAGUGCUGACGUUACAGCCUGCCACAUGACAUAUUUUGAGGAAGACAAGAUGGAGCAAGAGAAGGGUUCAGACCUAUCCCCAAGCCCAGGGUAGGUGUGUAGGAGCCCUGAGCGGAUGGAUGCAAGCUGUCCUGGUCUGAGUGCAGAGAAUGGGGUGUUCGGGUUCUCCAUUUGAGUCUUCCACUGCCCAAACCUGAGGCCCCUUUAAGGUUGCCCCUUAAAGUUGCCACACCCAGAAAUUGGGCCAAAGAAGUUAAGCUGUUGAUUAUUUCAAUUCUGAAUAAAAAUGAAGGCAUCUUCUCUGCCUCCUAA
Molecule: messenger RNA, 5348 nt
Organism: Pan troglodytes (chimpanzee)
Lineage: Eukaryota; Metazoa; Chordata; Mammalia; Primates; Hominidae
Gene: SP2
Product: Sp2 transcription factor
Exons: 9
Coding region: 1014-3329 (771 amino acids)
Biological process (GO): regulation of transcription by RNA polymerase II
Molecular function (GO): RNA polymerase II cis-regulatory region sequence-specific DNA binding; DNA-binding transcription factor activity, RNA polymerase II-specific
Source: RefSeq, a predicted model, not a curated record